This is a messenger RNA of Durusdinium trenchii, 846 nucleotides long. Lineage: Eukaryota; Dinophyceae; Suessiales; Symbiodiniaceae. The record is from the annotation of a GenBank genome assembly.
AUGCUUUUGCUCUCGUGGUUUUCAGCAAACUUGGUGCCGUUUUUCGGAGCAGCGGUGGAUUUCCUGGGCGCCAGUGUCACACCGAUCUCUUGUUGGUUAAUACCAUUGCUUUUGUACAUGAGGAUGUGCUGGGACUUCCCUGAAGAGGCUGAGAAGUCAUGGACACUAGAAUGGAUUCUCAUUGCUCUCGAAUGCUUGCUGGCACUCAUCCUAGUCGUCUUCGGUGUCCGAUCAUCAUUGCUGAAGAUCAUAGAGACAUGGUCCACCUACGGAGCUCCUUUUGACUGCCAUUGUGAGGGGCUUUGGGAGACAUGUGGCUGUUCAGACUUGAAGUUGGAGAACAUUUGUUUCUGCGAGCAGUCGCCCACCAGCACUCAUAUCAAAGUCAUCGACUGGGGCUUGGCUGGAAGCUUCGAGCAGGGCCGCAUGAAGAGCUCAGUCGGAACCUCCACCUACUCGGCUCCUGAGGUUUUAGACCCGGAGGACGAUGACGAUGGCUACACGUGUGCCUGCGACCUUUGGAGUCUCGGUGUUGUGGCCUAUGUCGCGCUUUCGGGCAAGCCACCCUUCUGGGGCAGCCCAAAGCAGCAAGUGGCUCGGAUGAGAGCGGAGAAGUAUCCCUUGAGUGGCGAGUUUUGGGACACCAUUUCAGAGGAUGCCAAGGACUUGAUACAGCAGCUCUUGAAGACUGAUGUGCAGGUCCGGCUGACCGCCGAUCAGGUCAUCCGCCACCCGUGGCUGAAGAUGGGCCAACUUGAGCCCGAUAAGAGGGUCUUGGCACAGGUCCUCACGAACUUGGAACAGUUCAGUCGUGCUCCAGAUUUCUUCACCUUCUGUGUUGCUUCA